Molecule: messenger RNA, 534 nt
Organism: Uloborus diversus
Lineage: Eukaryota; Metazoa; Arthropoda; Arachnida; Araneae; Uloboridae
Gene: ND-B18
Product: NADH dehydrogenase [ubiquinone] 1 beta subcomplex subunit 7-like
Exons: 3
Coding region: 84-449 (121 amino acids)
Cellular component (GO): mitochondrion
Source: RefSeq, a predicted model, not a curated record
UAGCUGUAUUUAACGGACGGUAAUAUUGAAGGACGAUUUUGGGAUAUGAGACAAUUAUAGUUGAAACUAUAACAUAAGAAAUAAUGGGAAAUAUUACAUCAAAUCAAGAUUUUUGGAUUCAGCCAGAUUUACCACCUCCAGAACCGGUGUUUGAACCGAAGUUUGAUCCCAUGCUAGGAUUUCCCAAUGGUCGUAAGGAAAGAAUUAUAAAAGCAACAAAAGAAGAAAUAGAAUCUGGUGCUGUGCCUCCAAGUAUGAGAGAUUACUGUGUAGAUUAUUAUUUGAAUUUCAUGGCUUGCCGUCGAGAUCAUUUCCCUCUGGUGUACAAAUGCAAACACGAAAAGCAUGCUUGGGAAAGAUGCCAGCAUGAAGAUCAUGUUCUACGAAUGAAAGAAUAUGAACGUGAAAGAAGACUAUCAGAAAUAGCUGAAAAGAGAAAUAGGGAGUAAAUUUUAAUGUAUAUACCACAUCAAUAUGUUUUGAAGUUUUUGUAGCUUUAAAAUACUUGUAAGUACUUUCAAAUUAAAAAAAAAA